AUGAGCUGGUGCAAUCCAUCAUAUACAAUUAUUAGUUUGGACUUUGCCCAUGGCUACUUAAGGUUUAUAGCUGUAUACUUUGUUUCUUUAUUUUUAUGGGGGUUUUAUAGAUAUCACCAUAAUCUUAAAGUAGAAGCCAAGGUAUGCUCACUUUCACCUGGAAAAGAAGGUCUGAUUGGAUUUAGAAACAGCAUUGUUGGUACCUCUCUGAGAUAUGUUUACUUAGCUUUAAUUUUAUUGUCCCAAAUCUUUUUAUGCAUUGUAGUUUGGAAUGUCGUUUGUGCAACUUCACUUGAAGUCCAGCCUUACUGGAAUACAAGAGCAAAAACCUACAUUAUAUUUUAUGUAUCGGGACUAGUAAUGUGUCUAAUACUUCACUUUUUAGAGCCUUUUUUUGAGACAUUCUUUUACUUAAGAGAGUCUUUGGAUAAAUGUACUUAUGUUAAAUCUAAAAAAAAGCAAAAUUUGAUUCAAAUUCUCAAAAAUACUUUCAAUCAAGCAUUCCAAAAAGAGCCAUCAAACAUACAAUUGGGUACUGCUGGUUUGGUUUUGCCAUUAUUGAAAGUACAAAAAAGAGCAGACAAUACUAGAUUUAUCUGUCAUAACCAAGUUACAUACACGUAUUUAGAAUCUGAAUCAGGUUUUGUUUGUUGUGAUCAAAGUAGUCUCUAUGAACUUUUAGGCAAGAAGGAACUUCUUAAGAAUGGUCUAAGUUCGGAAGAAGCUAAUAAGUUGUUGAAUGUUUUUGGAAAAAACACUAUAGAUCUUGAAAUUCCAGGAAUAUUACAAGCUUUUGGGAAAGAGUUACUCAACCCUGUUAAUAUUCUCAGACUAGGCUCUCUUUGGCAAGGAAUAUUUCUGAGAUUCUAUAUAUGGUCAGUUCUUUGGGCCAUCAUGAUUCUACUUACAACGUUUAAAACUCUUCAAGUAAUUAUCUUAAACCAGGAAAACAUUAAAAAGGCACUUGAAAACUACAUUGGACGACCAAUCUCAGUUUUGAGAAAUGGAAAGAAAGUCAGAAUACCUUCUCACGAGCUUGUUCCUGGUGAUUUAAUAUUUCUUUCACAAGAUUUAACCGCUCCUUGUGAUAUAUAUCUAGUUUCAGGGUGUGUUACAGUUAAUGAAUCCUUUAUUACAGGUGAAUCAAACCCUAUAAUCAAGUUACAAAUUGAUAGAAACUUUUUUUCUAGUAUCGCAAACGAUCAAUCUAAUAGUCAAAAUCGGAAAUUUACCGAAUCUGAGUUAAGCAACCGAGCAUGUUCCACUUUAGAUUCCAUUAAUUUGGAUCAUUUCGAAACUGAUUCUAAAGAGGAAAGUCAUAACAUUUCUAUUCAUGACUCACAGAGUAUUACUGAAGAAAAGCUUAGACAAAAAUCCAUUUUCAUGGGUACUAAAAUUAUCAGCUCUCUCUCAUAUGAUGAUUCUUCAAAAAUUGCAAUGGGUGUUGCAUUCAGAACUGGAAUAUACUCCUCAUAUGGCCAACUACUCUACAAAUCAGUACACUCAUUUUCCAAUAUAAGUCAAUACUCUCUCUCAAAUGUGAAAUAUAUAAGAAAUCUUAAAGGACUUUGGUUAAUAAUGCUUUUAUCUGCAUUUGUUGCAAUUUUAUAUCAGAACCAUUUACUUGGAUGGAGUACUGGAUCAUUUUUCUUUGCUGUUGGAACCUUCAUACAGUUACUACCUCUUUGGGCACCUACAUGUAUCCAGUUUUCCCUUAAUAAAAGCGUAGAAAGACUUGAAAAACUAUGUUCUCUCUCUUCUACUUUUCCAAUGGAUAUUCCUUUAGCUGGAAAACUUAAAGUUUUAUGCUUAGAUAAAACUGGUACUCUCACUACAAACAAAAUGGCCUUUAUUGGUAUAAUAAAUACCAUAAAAAAUAAUAAUAACUUUGGAUACCCUAAUAAUAAAGCAUAUCUGUUGGAAAAUAGCAAUCCAAAUGUCAAUCCUGAAUUACAAAAAUCCAAGGAAUCUAAAAACAGUGUAACUUUUGAGCAAAACAGAAAUUCAUUCAACAUUUUUGUCCAUUACGAACUGGCAUGGGAGACUUCCACCAUUUCAUAUGAAGAAGAGGACCCUCUAAUCAACAAGUCAGCUGGAAUGCUAAUUCACCCACAUUGUUUGGAACCACAGCUUCUUCCUCCAAUCACUGACUUAAAUUCCCUUUCAUCUGAUGACCUCUCUUACAUAGGGUUGUGCUGUUGCCACAAUAUUGUUCCUCAAGUUACCAACAAUGGUGUUAUUUUAAUAGGUAACGAUAUAGAUAAGGCACUUUUUACUUCUACUAAUGCCAAAAUUAAGAUAUGUAAUGAAAGAAGAUUUAUUUCUCUCACUGGAAGAGAUACUAAGGAUUCAGGCUCAGUUGAUAAUAUUUACGAAUACCCCAUAGAAGUUUUAAGAAUUAACGAGUUUGACUGGAAUAAUCCAUGUAUGUCUGUAGUUGUUCACCACAGAAUAUUAGACAGAUACUACAUCUUUUGUAAGGGAUCUUUUGACGUUUUGGCCAAUCUUUCUCCAAAAAAAGAGGAAAUAGCUACUGAAAAACACAAGUUUAUUAAUACUUCAAAUAAUUGGGAUACUGAGGAUGAUCAGGAGCUUGUUGAUGCUUUUGAGGUCCUCAAUUCUUCGAGUGAAAUCGAUAGUGACCUCUUAAAUAAGUUUACUUACUUGAAAUCUACUAAUGCCCAAAGACCCUCACACCAAAUGAAUGAGCAUAGUAUUGUUGAUGCUUAUAGUAAAUUGGGAUACUAUAUUAUGGGUAUGUCUUUCAGAGAAAUUAAAGACAAAGUUUUGAUUGAUGCACUUCUGAAUAAGCCAAGAUCUAAUGUUUCCAGAAACACAUUGGAAUCUGAUCUAAUAAUUAUUAGUUACAUUUUACUUCAAAAUGAUCUUAGACCAAAAACCAGAGAGUUUGUGGAUGCUAUCAAAAUGUCAGGAAUUAAGCCAAUAAUAUUAACAGGAGAUUCAGCAUUCACAGCUCUAUCUGUUGCUCGAAAAGCAGGAAUUAUUUCUAAUAAGAGCCCAGUUGCAAUUGCAGAUACAAUCAUGGAUCUAACUGGAAAUGAAACAAUUGUUUGGUAUGAUGCUAUUACAGGAUCUAACAUGAUUAUUUCUCCAAACAAAAUUUAUGAGUCCACUGAAUAUAGUUCUCUGGUUGUUACAUCACGAGCUUUAAUGUUAUUAAGAUCCAAAAAAUACUUUAGACCUUCAAAUUUUGAGAUCGUAAAUAUGAAUCCAUCCUUAAACUUCAGCUUCUUAAAAACAUAUUGUAAAUUUGACAAGUUAUCUUCUGAAGAGUUGUCUUCUCAUUCUUUGUUAGAUCUUGUCUUUGAUAGAAUUAAGAUAUUUGCAAGAUCAAAUCCUGAACAUAAAAGAAUUGUUAUUUCGGAGUUUAAGAAGAGAAAUAUCAUAACAGGUAUGAUUGGAGAUGGAGUUAAUGAUCUACCUGCAUUCAAAAUGGCAGAUGUAAGUAUUUCAGUUCAUGAGAAUUCUUAUUAUUUUAAUAACUUUAUAAACAAAGAUGAUGAUCACACUCAAGAGGACUAUAAUAACAAUAAGAACUUCAAUACCACCACAGAAAAUUCUCCAAUGACUUUGGCAUUUUCUUCCUUUUCUAUUGAAGCUGACAAAAUUAUGAAGGUUCUUGAUCUUAUUCGAGAAGGUAGGGCAGCAAUGGUUACUACAAUCUCUCUCUUUAUGUUCCUUCUGUCACAAGGCGUCUUUUAUUCAUUCUACAAGAAUGUUUUAUUUGCAAUUGCUCAGGCUAAUCUUCCUGUGAUGUCAUACGUCUUUAUUGAUGUGAUUCUUGUUUUUCCUUCUAUUUGGCUCAUGAUAUUAUGUAAACCAAAGAAAUACAUUAAUUCUAAUAGACCUACUGGAGCUUUACUUGGAAAAAGAACUGUCUUAUCAUUUAUAAGUUUAUUAGGAACAUGCUUUGCAUUUUAUUAUAUUGUGAUGACCAGGUUAUUCAGUGCCCCUUGGAUGAUCCCUUCCCUUAAACAUAAUGCUGAAAUACCUGUUGAAAGAUGGUUUCAACGGCAAGAUAACUUUGAAGCUUCCACAACUUUUAUUUGGAUGGGACUACAACUAUCUUCACUAUCACUUAUUCUUUCCUUUGGAGGUCAAUUCAGAGAAAGUUUUACUAAAAAUAAACGUUUACUUUCCUGGGUAGCUUUUUGCCAUGCUUUCCUUUUAUAUUUGUGUCUCAGCAGUCCAAAUGCACUAACUUGCUUAUUCAGAGUAAACUGUACCGACCAGAUUGAUAGGUUUUGGAAAUUUGAAAUCUUUGGUUUUAAUAUCUUUACAAUUACAGGGGGAAGAUUCCAAGGAGUUGGAUCUCAUAAUGUAUUUCCUCUGAUUUGGAAAGUAGAAUUUAUAUUUUGGAACUACUUUUCAAUUUUCUUCAUGUCACUCAUUUAUUGGUGGAUAACAUCAAAUUCUAAUUUUAAAAAAGUUAAAUUUAAUGUUUACUAA
Molecule: messenger RNA, 4470 nt
Organism: Cryptosporidium ubiquitum
Lineage: Eukaryota; Apicomplexa; Conoidasida; Eucoccidiorida; Cryptosporidiidae
Product: P-type ATPase cation transport protein
Exons: 1
Coding region: 1-4470 (1489 amino acids)
Cellular component (GO): membrane
Molecular function (GO): P-type transmembrane transporter activity
Source: RefSeq, a predicted model, not a curated record